Messenger RNA from Xenopus laevis (African clawed frog), 2949 nucleotides. RefSeq names its product Rac GTPase activating protein 1 S homeolog (gene racgap1.S). Gene Ontology annotation, molecular function: GTPase activator activity; diacylglycerol binding. The record is from RefSeq and is marked provisional. Gene Ontology annotation, cellular component: cleavage furrow; plasma membrane; centralspindlin complex. Gene Ontology annotation, biological process: Rho protein signal transduction; mitotic spindle midzone assembly; signal transduction. NCBI's taxonomy places the organism in Eukaryota, Metazoa, Chordata, Amphibia, Anura, Pipidae.
GGCGCUGUAGGGAUCCGGCUGCGUGUCACUAAGAGUGCCGGCCACAAAAGAAAAGAAGAUGGCGACAAACCUGAUGAACCUACGCAAUCUCUUUGAGCAAUUAAUGAGACAAGUGGAUGGACUGAAUGAGGGUAUCGAGCCACAGUUUAUUCAGCUAGCUAAGACUUUUGAAGCCUUUCGAAGGAAAUGGCAAAAAUCUGAGCAAGAACUGAUGAAAAAUAAAGAAAUGCUCAUGAAGACUGAAACCGAGCGCAGUGCGCUGGAAGUUAAGCUAAAGCAUGCACGCAAUCAGGUGGAUGUAGAGAUAAAGAGAAGGCAGCGUGCAGAGGCUGAAUGUGAAAAACUGGAACGGCAGAUACAGCUCAUACGUGAACUGCUUAUGUGUGAUCCAUCCUGCAGCAUUCAGCUCAGUGAACAGCAAAGAAGUGCUUUAGCUUUUCUUAACAACAGGACUCAAAUGUCUGCUGAUGGCAAUGGCACUAGGAGGCUCUCAAAGAUAGAUGAAUCUGCUUCCAUUCUCUCCGACAUCAGCUUCGACAAGACUGAAGACUCUUUGGAUUGGGAUUCUUCUCUUGUACGAAAUGUAAAGCUGAAGAAACGAGAGAAACGGCGUUCCUCCAGGCAGCAUACUGAAGGACCACCAGUUCCAAGCAAGCGAAACCGUUCUGUAGGAAUUGCACUGGACCAGGCCAAUGAAUCCAUUAUCGCAAAAACAACGCUUACUGUCCCAAACGAUGGAGGGCCUAUUGAUGUUGUUUCAUCAAUUGAGACUGUACCAUACUAUAACACUCGAAGCCGUAGGACUGGAACACUUCAGCCCUGGAAUAGUGAUUCCAGUUUAGUGAGCCGGCAUCUUGAUGAUAAAGGUGAAACGGACAGUUUCAGAACUCCACAGAAUGGAGGCAUGCGUCUACAUGAAUUUGUAUCCAAAACGGUGAUUAAACCGGAGUCAUGUGUUCCGUGCGGUAAAAGAAUAAAGUUUGGAAAAAUGUCAUUAAAGUGCCGCGAUUGUCGUGUUGUAGCUCAUCCAGAGUGUCGUGAACGAUGUCCCCUACCCUGUAUUCCUACAGUGGGUGGCACCCCUGUCCGUAUUGGAGAGGGCACCCUUGCUGAUUUUGCUCCACUGACAUCCCCAAUGAUUCCUCCGUUAAUUGUUCACUGUGUCAGUGAAAUUCAGCAGAGAGGACUCCAUGAGACUGGCUUGUAUCGGAUUUCUGGCUGCGACCGUACAGUGAAGGAACUUAAGGAAAAGUUCCUCCGAGGAAAAAGUGUUCCUCUUCUAAGUAAGGUGGAUGAUAUUCAUGCUGUUUGUGGAUUUCUUAAGGACUUUUUGAGAAAUCUCAAGGAGCCGCUUCUCACAUUCCAGCUAAACAGAACUUUCAUGGAAGCAGCUGAAAUAAGAAAUGAAGAGAGCAGCAUCGCUGCUAUUUACCAAGCUGUAGAUGGGUUGCCAGCAGCCAACAGAGACACUCUAGCUUACUUGAUGAUCCAUCUUCAAAGAGUGGCCCAGAGCCCAGACUGUAAGAUGGAUGUGAGCAAUCUGGCCAGGGUAUUUGGCCCAACGCUUGUUGGUCACGCAGUCUCAGAUCCUGACCCCAUGACAAUUCUUCAAGAUACAAGGCGACAACCUAUGGUUAUUGAAAGGCUGCUGUCGUUACCCGCAGAAUACUGGAAUCAGUUCAUGAUGGUAGAAAAUAUUGACCCCAAUCACGUUAUUGAAAAUGCCAAUGUUUUUAACACUCCCCAGACUCCUGACGGCCGAGUGAGCAUUUUAGGACCCCUUACAACUCCAGAGCAACAAUUCAAAAAAACUCCAUCAUCCAGCUCCCUUUCUCAGAGGAUGAAAUCCACAAUUGGCAAAAACACUCCAAUGUUUGGAAGCAAAAGUAAAUCAGUAAGCAGCAUCCCUAGACAAGGAAACUACUUUGCCUCACCUCUGCUAAAAUAAAAGGCCUGCAAGAUGCAAGUUAUACGCUACUUCUGGUGUCUACUAAUAUAUACUAUGCUUUUAAACACUUAAUGCAUUUUACUGAAGGGAUAUAUAAAACAGUGUACUUCAUAGCAAGUCUGCUGCCAGCCAUUAAGAGUUUUUUUUUAGAAUUGUGCAUUUUUAUUAUUUUAGUUGGUUCUAAAAUCAUUGUACAAACUCAUUUUAAGUUUUUAAUUGUUGUCAAUUGUUUUAUCACAAGUUCUAAAUGUUUUCCAAUUAUAUUGGCGUGAGCAAGCAAACGAUACGGUUUGACAUAAAUUGAGUUAAUAGGGAAAAAAACCCAAUACAAGCCUUUAUCUCACAUUGUAGGACUUUUGGGAUAGUCCCCUUAUCCUUCUGUAAAUAUUUUUACAAAAAAAAAGAUGAAAAGUGCAGUUAAUCCAAGAUGAUGUAUCAAACAAAAUAAUUCAUGUUUAGCUUUCAAGUAUGUUAUGCUGUGUAAUACUCUGUAAAUACAAUACUGCUAAUUUAUUGUUCAGUGGUUUUUUUCAGAAUCUAAGGUAGACCUAUUUAUCAUGCUGUGCAAAACAUGUAAGAGCUAGCUAACCGUUGAUGUUGCCCAUAGCAACCAAUCGGCAAUUGGAUGUCAAGUCACGUGUGGUUGUGAUGGAAUAGCCUCCAGAGCACCCCUACCACAUAUAUUACAAUUGCCAUUUGCCUUAUUCGGCAUCAUUGUAGCAGUCAUUGCCAAUGUAUUUGAUCUCCGGCAGCCUUUAUGGGGUGAAAGUUUAAUAUUUAUCUGGCCUCUAGAAUAGACUGAAAUCAGCACCCAUCUUUAAUACACAAAAACCCAGGAUUGCCUUGUGAAAGAGUAAUUCCACACGUUGCUUCUGUUUCUUUUGAGACAAAAUUUAUAUUUUAUUCAGCAGGCCUUUGUACAGCACUACAGUAUAGUGGCACUGCACAUUUUUCAUAGAUGCUGGAGCUUGUGGAAUAAAACUGAAACUGAUGGUCAUAAA